Messenger RNA from Hibiscus syriacus, 650 nucleotides. RefSeq lists its product as uncharacterized. Gene Ontology annotation, molecular function: calcium ion binding. NCBI's taxonomy places the organism in Eukaryota, Viridiplantae, Streptophyta, Magnoliopsida, Malvales, Malvaceae. The transcript has 2 exons. The coding region runs from base 148 to 561 and encodes 137 amino acids. The record is from RefSeq and is a predicted model, not a curated record.
UGAUGGAUCUCAACUAUAAAUAAUGCUUAACAUCCUACUUUUCUAAUCAAUAAACUCCUCAACCAUUUUCUUUGUAUUCUCUCUUGUAUCACCUGAAAUUUUCAGAGACACUUUUGAUCUUGAGAAGCCAACUAAAGAGCUGAAAGGAUGAGUGUGGAAGUGUUGGACAAUGCCACCAUUGUUAGCUUCGUCGAAGAUGAAGAAGUCUUCAAUGUCACAAUACUGAACCGGUUCGCUCACUUGGACGCCGACCAUGACGGGCUACUGUCUUACGCGGAGCUGUUGAAGGAAUUGCAGAGCUUGAGGGUGUUUGAGACUCAUUUCGGCAUCGACGUUAAGAUGGACCCGAAUGAGCUGGCUCAUGUUUACAAGUCCCUGUUUGUGCAGUUCGAUCAUGACUCGAACGGGACGGUGGAUUUGGAGGAGUUCAAGUCGGAGACAAAGCGAAUGAUGCUUGCUAUGGCGAAUGGGAUGGGGUUCUUGCCAGUUCAAAUGGUGUUGGAAGAAGGCAGCUUCUUGAAGAUCGCUGUGGAGCAUGAAUCUGCUAAACUUGCUGCUUGAAUUCUCUUCAUUUCCAAACACCUAAAUCCUUAUUUGUUACAAGAACCGAUAUUUUGUUUUUUAUUUGUCUCGACCAUUUCCCAUGUUUU